This is a messenger RNA of Planococcus citri (citrus mealybug), 4499 nucleotides long. RefSeq lists its product as uncharacterized. The transcript is spliced from 2 exons. The record is from RefSeq and is a predicted model, not a curated record. Lineage: Eukaryota; Metazoa; Arthropoda; Insecta; Hemiptera; Pseudococcidae. The coding region runs from base 542 to 3865 and encodes 1107 amino acids.
CGAUCAGUAUAUAGUUACACGCUCUGGUGUUUUUCUAGUCAACAUUUUCACACACCGACACAAAUUAAAACGAAAUGAGCGUUUACUUUUCUUCACUUUUUCGGAUGCAGUUGCUCGAAGUAUAACAUGAACUAAAAACGCUUAUUUUGAAAUAUCGUAACCGAAAAAUAAUCAUUCGAAGUUUGUACUCGGUGGAAAAUUUUUCGUGUGGAUUUUUUUUUAUACCAGGAUCAACUCUGUUUUUGCGAAAAUUUACUUGUGCACGUAUUCGAAAUCUAAUCAGUUAAAUUACAAACCCGAGAUCGGAACGAGAGGAAAAAUAGUGCAAACAGUACUUGUCGAGGGGCUCGUAUUCAGGUCCCCGAAUCAACCUCUAUGAAAUCUGCAUCACUGCAAUCAAAAGUACCUGCAGGAGCAUCAAUUUCAAAGAACUGAAAUACCUACACGAUCUGUAAUAGUUUCAAAAUCAAAGCUGCAAACAAGAACAAUAUCGAUUCACGUCUAACCAAGACUCACAAAUUGUACUAAAAAAACCAAUAUAAUGCAUGAACAUCCACAUCCCGAUUCGGCAAAUACACCGCCACCAGUUGGCAAUGUAACAAAUGAAGAUAUCCAGAAAGUUUUUGAUCUUUUAGCUGAAGGGGAGGCAAAAUUGAAUGCUAUACCCAGCGUGGAGAAUGUGACUUUGCUGAUGGGUAAUAUAGGGUCUGGGAAAAGCACAUUAACCCAAAGAAUUGCAGGUUAUGAUACUAACCUAGUUUCAGUGGAAGAGGGUCUCGAUUUCGGCAUAUAUGAACAGCAUAAUAACCAAAUAAAUAACUCUUAUCCUACAUCUGUAACAAUAUUUCCGGAAUUGGUGCAAGACAACAGCACACGUGCCUGGUAUUACGACUUUCCAGGAUUUUUUGAUACCAGAGAAGUGGCUCAUGAUGUAACCACGUCGUAUUUUAUUAAAAAAGCCAUUGAUAAAAUACAACGUGUUAAAAUACUUCUUUUAGUUAAUAACAGUUCGUUAACUCGGGGUGGAAGGAUAAACGACUUCAUCAAACUCUUGAAACACGUAACUAAAUUCGUUAAAAACGUUGAAAAACUUCAAAAUGGUAUUUGCCUGAUUGUAACCAUGGUUCCAUUUCCCAAAUUGAAAGACAAUGAACUAAUCCAAAUUUUGGUUGAAUCGAUUAAAGAAGCCAAGGAAAGGUUGAAAAAAAAAGAGCGCAGUUCUGAUGAAAUCAAACUCAUAGAUGUGUUAUUGUUGAAACAGGAAGGUGUCUACUCAAGAAUAGGAAUUUCUAGAACUCCAAGCCAAGAAGGUAUUCUAAGUGAGAUUCCUGUGCUGAGAGAGAACAAGCAAAACCUUACAGCUCUCAUAGAUAAACUCAGUUUUGUUGAAAAGGACACUUCUGAUUUUGGUUAUUUUGUACCCGAACUAUCUCUGUAUGAUGUCAGCAAGCUGAUAAAGGAAAUUAAUGAGAAAAUAUUACAACACGUUGAAAAAAGUGGUGAAAAAAUUCAAGAGUACUUUAUCGGCAAAGAAAAUCAAAUUACUGAACUUUCCCAACUGGUUAAUGUAACACGCUCAUUACACAGUAAAUUGAUAAAUCUGAGAGAUAGUGCAAGUUUAGAACUGAGAACCAUAAGCUGUGUGCAACAACUUGUGAAUGGUGUUACCUCCAUGGAUAUGGAUCCAGUGAAGAAGAGUUUACUACCCGCUGUGGAAUAUGCUCAAUAUUCUUCGUUCUUGCAUAUGAUAAAUGGUCAUGUCCUUGGUGAUUCAUUUAAGUGCAUUGAGGGAUUGAAAAAUGUCAUCGAAUACUCCAAAAAGUCAAACAAUUGGUAUAAAUUCAUGCAACAGCUCUACAAUGGAUUGUUGGAAAGUCAAAGUCUGUGUACUGAUGUGGUUAAUCACUUGGCUCAACAUGAAGCAAAUGUAAGUUCUGAAUCAUACAUACAACUCUUGCAAGAGCGUUUUGCAAAAUGCAAUCAUUAUGAUUUGAACGAAUUUGCAAGCAUCACACUUAAUGACGCAAAACUAAAUAUUCAGCGUAAAAUUCUAGACAUGGCGUUGAAAAACAAUUUACAUCCAUCGACAUCAUGUACUGACACCAAUAAGCUGGUAAUGAAAGGGCAUUACAUUAAACUCAGCGAUGUAGUUGAAUACAAGAAGAAUUGCACAACUUUGCCCCAGAUCAUUGAGAUCUUAGCGCUGAGACGAGUAUUUAUAGACACUGACCUGAACAUGAUUGGUGACCAGGUACAGCUUUUCAUUAUAGCACCAAUUUGGGAAAGUUGGGGUACUCGAAAAAUUACCCUCGAUGGUUUGCCUGGAAACUCACAUAAUUUAUCAAAAGCUCCAAAUGCAACAAUCCCCAAUGAAAAUGGAUUCAACGGUAAACCUGGAUUACCCGGAAAAUCCGGAGGACACUUUGUAGGCAUUUGGGAGACUUUCAUCAAUCUAUCAGAUUUCAGUGUGUCUGUUAAUGGUGGUCAAGGUGGACCAGGGCAAGAUGGAGGUGAUGGAGCAAGUGGGAGGAAUGGAGAUGAUGCAUAUGAUGAUAUUACUGAAACUAGGGGGACAUGUUCAGCGAAAUAUAAUCCACCACCUUGUAUUUGUAAUGCUAAAUCAAGCAACCACACCAUAACACUAGAUUUAUAUGAAAAUAAAUAUGAAGUAGAAGGAAACAAAACAGAAAGUGGGCGCCGUUACAUUCUUGAGGGAAAAGAAGGACAUGUUGGUGGAGAUGGUGGUGACGGAGGCAGAGGUGGAGUUGGUGGAGAUCCCGGUGAAGCUAUAUUCAUUCCACUGUUGCCUCAGAAUACCACAAGCAUACAAGUAGAUAUGAAAACAGGACUCAUGGGAUUGGAUAGAAGAGGUGGUCAUGGUGGGAGCGGAGGAAAAUUUGGAAAAAAUCUCAUAAUAUGGUCGCCAUGUCAUCAUUCUCCUCGCAAAUACAACGUGGCAGACAAUUACAAGCAAGCACCAAUGGGUAAAAAUGGUGUAAAUGGUGGAAACUCUAACCCUAUGGAAUUGCCACAAAAAAAGGAGUUGAAACCCAUGUCGGAUGUAAUUAAAUAUUACAAUGGGUAUGCGCAGAACAAUCUAAAUGAUACCAUACAGGGGUCUCAUUUAGUAGAAUUUCUGGAAAAGCUCAAUAAUUCACUUAAACAGCAAACAAAAGAACCUACAAAACAGCUACGUGCCAAACGCGAAGUUAUGAAUGCCAGUGAACCAAUGAAAAGCUCUGCAAACAUCAUCAAAUCUCCGAUAAACACUGCAUUUGGCUUCAUUGGUGGAAUCUUGGGUACUUGGAAAUCAAUCUACUCACCAAGCAUAUUAAAUUACCAUUUGAUCAAGGAAGGUGUUCAAUCUUGGUUCGGAGGACUGACCCCAUUCAAAGCUUACACAAAUAAGAAUUUUAACAAUCAUUUUGGAAGUGCCGCCACAUUCAAUGCCUACGAAUCACUCGCAUUGAUGGACUUUUUUGUAAGAUUGGUUACAAAGGUUAGACCCUAUGACAAUACCAUCGAUGAAUCAGUAACUUCUGUCGAAGUUACAGCUUCUAUAGUCAAUGUUAUUGCAGAAUUUGAAAAAUUACUGAAUGAUCUAUCCAUUUGGUACAAUUUACCAAUAAAAUCUGAAGAAUUUGAUCCCAUUGAUCUGAUGUCCAGAUUGGAAAAGGAGUUGAUCAAUGGUAAUUGCGUAAAAUUGAAAGAAAUCAUAUUCCAAACUGUAAUGGAGAUUUUCCAUAAUUUGGACAAUGCUGAAUUUCGUGAGCAUGUUGCCCAAAAAGUCAGUGAUGUAUUUGGGGUGGAAAAAGAAAGGGAGUCGAUUUUGUUAUCUUCAGUUGCAAAUCGCCAGCAUAAAUAAACACUUGUAAACAUUUUACAAAAUUUUCACGUUUUGUUUGCCCUAAAGUUUGAAUCACAUUCUCAUUCUUCCCUAAUAACUUGCAUUGUAUUCACAAGUGAACAACUUUUUAGAUUUUAGGAAGAUACUUACUCUUUAUUAAUAAUUUACCUUAAGAUAUGUACCUACUAGAUACCUACCAUCUACUAGAAUGGCCUCGAAAGCAAAUACCCAAUAUCUCACGUACCUGCUUGAAUACGUAUACUUAUUUUGUAUACUAGGUAGGUAGUAAUUUUUAAAGUAAUAGUUAACUUUGUUUUUACAUCACAUGAUGAAGCAAAUUUUGAUAAAGUUCGUAAUAAUAUGUAUAGAUUCGACCGUUUUUCUCCUGACGAGCAAACCUUCACAACCCAUAAACAUCGAUUAAGCUGAAAUCUCAUUCAGUAUGGAAGAUAGGUACUUCCUCGUUAUUAAUUUUACUAAUAUUAUAUAUCUACUGGAAUAGCCUCAAAAGUAAUUUAGCUAACUUCAUCCGUCAUCACGUACUCAAAUAUAUUAUCAUUGCAUACUAUACUAGUAAUUUUGAUGAAGUAAUUAACUUUAUUCUUACACUCCACAUGAUGAAACAAAUUUCAAUAAUAAAAUGUAUUGAUUA